Molecule: messenger RNA, 816 nt
Organism: Oldenlandia corymbosa var. corymbosa
Lineage: Eukaryota; Viridiplantae; Streptophyta; Magnoliopsida; Gentianales; Rubiaceae
Source: the annotation of a GenBank genome assembly
AUGGCUUCAGCAUCGAAUUCCGGGCUUCAUUCUGCAUCUGCUUCCUCACAGUCUCUGCUGCCGCCCAAAGACGAACAGAUUGAGGCUUUGAAGGCUAUUGGAGUGGACGAAGUUGUCCUUGCAAUCAAUUACCAGCCUGAGGUGAUGCUGAAUUUUCUGAAAGAUUUUGAGACAAAGCUUGGCAUCAAGAUAACAUGCUCACAGGAGACUGAGCCACUUGGAACUGCAGGUCCCCUUCCUUUGGCGAGGGAGAAGCUGAUAGAUGGUUCUGGGGUGAGCCAUUUUUCGUUCUCGACAGUGAUGUGGAGAGGUUUGUGGAGAAACAAAAUUAAUGCUGGCAUUUACCUACUCAAUCCUUCCGUUCUUGAUCGAAUUGAGCUAAAACCCACUUCAAUUGAGAAAGAAAUUUUCCCAAAGAUUGCAGCAGCGAAGAAGUUUUAUGCUAUUGUUUUACCUGGGUUCUGGAUGGACAUUGGACAGCCAAAGGAUUAUAUUACUGGGCUGCGACUCUAUCUUGACUCAAGAAAGAAAUCAUCAUCUAAACUAGCUUCCGGAUCUCAUAUUAUUGGAAAUGUUAUAGUGGAUGAGACUGCUAAAAUUGGAGAGGGUUGCUUGAUUGGACCUGAUGUUGCAAUUGGCCCUGGUUGUAUUGUUGAGGCCGGUGUGAGACUUUCCCGCUGCACAGUUAUGCGGGGAGUGCGCAUCAAGAAACAUGCCUGCAUCUCCAGCUGCAUCAUCGGCUGGCACUCAACUGUUGGGCAGUGGGCUUGCGUGGAGAACAUUGACAAUUUUGGGAGAAGACGUUCAUGUCUCUGA